Messenger RNA from Diachasma alloeum, 2268 nucleotides. It is a transcript of the gene PAN3, whose product is annotated as PAN2-PAN3 deadenylation complex subunit PAN3. The record is from RefSeq and is a predicted model, not a curated record. Gene Ontology annotation, biological process: nuclear-transcribed mRNA poly(A) tail shortening; mRNA processing; protein phosphorylation. Gene Ontology annotation, cellular component: PAN complex; P-body. Gene Ontology annotation, molecular function: ATP binding; poly(A) binding; protein kinase activity. NCBI's taxonomy places the organism in Eukaryota, Metazoa, Arthropoda, Insecta, Hymenoptera, Braconidae.
AAUCGUCAGAGUCCAGCAACGACACUGAAUGCGAGCACAGUAACGAAGCAUCUGUCAAACUUAUCCCUCGAGUCCAGUAAAAAAACAGCAGCAAGUCCGGAAUUUGUACCGGGACGGGGGCUGACUGGAAGUAAUAGCAGUUCGCCAAACUUAUUUGGUAAUUCUUAUCAUUCCCAGGAGAAUGUUGGAGGCACAACGUAUUUUUAUGUGGGUAAUGCCACUGGGGAUCAAACUGCCAAUGAGGAAGGAAAUGAAGUUAUUGGCCCAGGGCAGGUAGGUUACGUGUAUCCAGGCACACCGAGCCACUUGCAAACGGUGAAACCAACAAAAGUAACCCCAUCAAACAGCUCAUCAGCCCCGUCCACCCCGCCGCCCCAGGCAAAUCCAAGCUUCUUCGUCAGUGCUAAUCUGCGUAUGGACAUACUCCACAAAAAUACCCUGACACUUACGCAAUCUGAUCCGUCGCAAUUCCCUGAUUUACCAACUGAAGUUGAUAAUUAUCACGAAUUGUGCCCACUGGAGGCUAUACACAAACCAGCAUCGACUGUUCUUGGGUAUCAGACGUCGACGUACAAAGCAACAAGUCUGAAAAAUGGAGUUCGUUACUGUUUACGUCGAGUUCAUGACUUUCGACUGGGCAAUACGAAGUGUAUGGUACUUGUCGACAUGUGGAAGCGCAUAUCGCAUACAAAUUUGGUCCAAUUACUGGAGGUCUUCACGACCAAAGCCUUCGGUGAUCAUUCCAUGGUAUUCGUUUAUGAUUACCAUCCUGGGGCUGAGACCCUCCUGAGCAAACACUUCUCAGCCUCUGAACUCAACGGGUACGCGGAUCCCUUCAUGUCUGAUCCCAGUGCACCACGUCCAUACAGUCACACUAAGAAUACAAUACUCAGACAACAGCAUAAUAGUAUGUUACCAGAGAGUGUUAUUUGGAGUUAUAUUAUUCAACUUACUGCUGCAUUACGAGUUAUCCAUGCUGGUGGUGUGGCGUACCGCUGCUUAGAUCCAACGAAGGUCCUCUUAACAUCACGGAGUCGUUUACGUCUUAGUUGCGCGGCUGUACCUGACGUUGUGACAUUCGAUGGAAAUGCAGCUAAUCCAUUGUCACUUAUUCUACAUUAUCAGCAAGAGGAUUUAAUUGCCCUCGGUAAAUUGGUACUAGCACUGGCCUGUCGCAGUCUACUUGCCGUCCAUCGCGACAACAUACAAGCAUCGUUAGAACUCGUCGCACGUACCUACUCAACUGAUCUCCGUAACUUUAUUCUGUACUUGCUCUCUGACCAAGCAAGAAAAAGCGUGACAGACCUGAUGCCAAUGAUUGGUGCACGUUUUUACACGCAACUCGAUGCUGUGCAAUUAAGAUCUGAUGUUCUCGAAAACGAACUUUCGAAGGAGCUUGAGAACGGUAGACUCCUCAGGUUACUCGUUAAACUUGCAACAGUGAACGAGAGACCUGAGCACAAUAUGGACGUCACCUGGGCUGAAACUGGUGAUCGGUAUAUGCUCAAACUAUUUAGGGAUUACGUUUUUCAUCAGGUCACUGCUGAUGAUAAGCCAUGGCUGGACAUGGCUCAUGUUGUAUCGUGUCUCAAUAAGCUUGACUGUGGUUCACCCGAUAAGAUUUGUCUUAUGUCAAGGGACGAGCAAAGUGUAUUAGUGGUGAGUUACGCGGAAUUGAGACAAUGUAUGGAGAAUUCCUUCGGUGAGCUCGUGCAAUCAUCGAAGGAGGCCGCUUAAAUGAAUUAAAUUUAAAAGAAAGAAAUCAUCACAAAUCACCACAGGAAAAAAAACUAAGCGGGUUGAAAUGUAAUUCAACAAUGUGAUAUGAACAUUUAGCGGUACUAUUUCAUUAAAAGUUUAUCAGUCUACGAGUCUUGAAGGUGCAAAUUAACACGAAUUCCAAUAACUCAUGAAGGUGAUUGAACCUUCGUUUCCUCGUGUCAAGUGAUUUUUGCCAAGGAGUCUGAACAUUUCUCAUUAUUAUUUUUUUUCAUUGUGUAUAAUAAUUGUACCAUGGCGCGUAAUUAUUAUGAUUAAAAAUCAUGUUGAGUCAUUCAAUUUUUAAGGUAAACCUUUAAUGUGAAAUUAAUUGUUGUACAUGACGCGCUGAUGAACUAAAAUUCAGAAAAAAAUGGGAAACCAUUUUUGGGAAACCUACACAGUCAGUGUUAGGAUUAAGGAAUAAGUACGAUGAAUACACACAACUGAAAACUGAAAUCAGCUCGUAAGACAUUCAUUUUGAAAUAAAUGUUUAUUUUUGAAGGCAAA